Monosiga brevicollis MX1 is the source of this 1101-nucleotide messenger RNA. RefSeq lists its product as uncharacterized. The record is from RefSeq and is a predicted model, not a curated record. Gene Ontology annotation, biological process: transmembrane transport. NCBI's taxonomy places the organism in Eukaryota, Choanoflagellata, Craspedida, Salpingoecidae. Gene Ontology annotation, cellular component: membrane. The coding region runs from base 1 to 1101 and encodes 366 amino acids. Gene Ontology annotation, molecular function: transmembrane transporter activity. The transcript has 6 exons.
AUGUCCAAAGGCCCGCGACCCUCAAUGCUCUUGGGCGCUGGGUUUUGUGCUGCUGCUUGCGCGCUGCACUGCAUCACCAUUCACAACCCGGCCGCAACCAUCCUCACUCACAUUGCUCAGAUUUUCAAUGGCUUGGCCGGCCCCGUGAGCAUGUCAAUUGGCCCCGUGUUCAGCGCCGCCUGGUUUCCAUCAAAUCAGCGCAUCACGGCCACGGCUCUCAUCGCCGUUUCCAACUACGUGGGCAUUGCCUUUUCUUUUCUGGUGGGCCCAGCCAUGGUUGGUGAGCUAUCCAAGGAUGCGACGUCUGAAGAACGCGACCGCAUCGGCCAAGAGCUGUUGCGCUACAUGUACACAGAAUGUGCGUUUGCGGCGGUGGUGUUGAUAUUGACCGUGGCCUACUUUCCCAAUUAUCCCCCCAAUCUACCAUCGGUGACAGCUGGCCACGCGCGCGAGUCUUUUGGGGAGGGCUUUUGGAAGCUAUUCCGCAACCGCAGCUUCUGGAUUGCCUCGAUUUCUUAUGGUGUUGUGACUGGCGUCUUUUCGGGCUGGUCGGCCUAUCUUUUGCCCAACCUUGAGCAAUUUCUCAGCCGAGAAAAGGCCCAGAGUGAAUCUGGAUGGCUGGGAUUUUACGCCAUUCUCUCCGGCUGUGUAUCUGGCGUCAUCAUGAGUCGGGUUGCAGACCGCCUGGGUGGCAAGAUGAAGCUUAUGCUUGUGGUCAUGAACCUACUGGGCGGCGGCUUUGCCAUCUGGUUCUCGCUGAUGUGCACGCACACCCUGCCUUUCCGCUUGGACUUGGCGUACAUCAGCAGCAUUGCCUGCGGCUGCCUUGUCAACGCCAGCAUGCCGCUCUUUUUCGAAAUUGCCGUUGAGGUCGCUUACCCAAUUUCCGAGGCCACCACGACAACCAUGCUCACGACCAUGAACAACGUGUUUUGCCUCGUCUUUCUCCUGAUGCCAGACGUCCCACACCUGGGCAACGCCUGGGUCAACUGGACCUUGGUCGGCGCCUGUCUGACUGCGGGUUUACUCAUGACUGGCUUCCGGGAGAACUACCGUCGGCUCACCAUUGAUGCUGGCACCAAGUUUGAAGUUACCGUCUAA